This is a messenger RNA of Ruditapes philippinarum (Manila clam), 2113 nucleotides long. RefSeq lists its product as uncharacterized. NCBI's taxonomy places the organism in Eukaryota, Metazoa, Mollusca, Bivalvia, Venerida, Veneridae. The transcript has 2 exons. The record is from RefSeq and is a predicted model, not a curated record. Bases 285 to 1748 code for a protein of 487 amino acids.
AAAUUUCGAGCAGUUAAAAUAUUAAAUCACGGUCGAGCACUCCGGUAGUUUGACUAAAAUUUGGCAAGCAGUCUGGCGUUAAUAAGGGCGUGAGUGGGUGCCAAAAUUCAACGAGCCACUAUUUAGGCACAUAAAGACAAUAGAGCAAACUAUCCGCGGAAUUUAGUUUAAAGAAAUUUAAUAUUUUAUACAUAUAAUGGGGUAGUGUGCAUUGGCAAAUUGAAGAGAGAAGAAAAUAAAAUAAAAGAAAAAAACGUGGACGUGUUUGGGAUUGCUCAUUAAAUAUGGAGGCUGAUUCGGAGGUUAGACGGGUUCCUCCACUUCUGAAGAUUAAAGAUAUAUUUCUAAUGGAUGACACACUCACCUUGUGGCGACCUUCCCAUGAUGCUCGACAGUACUAUCUCAUUUCCGGGACAAUUGAUACUUCCGGUCAGCUCUCGCCGGUCUUACAAACGUUCUACACACAAUUUGAUUGCGUCACAAGCAUACUUACGUUUGAUGAUGCCGUUCCGAUAUUUGCAAACCAAAGCACAACGUUACAAGCGACAGACGAUUACACCGUGUUGAGAGAUUAUCACAUGAUACGUGGACUAUGGUUUAAACCUGACUUGGAGGAACGACUCGGUCCCGAGGAACAGACGUCUCUCGGUAACAUUAAACUAGCCAUUCCUCUCUCACAUGACGAGAAGGAAGAUAUAUUCUCAAAGAUGAAUAUUUAUUUUCUAGAGGUUUUAGAUUAUCCAGCAGAAGACAAAUCUGUUUCAAGACUGUUAAUUACGAAGACAGUACACGAGGAAUUCGAAAAAUAUGAUAUCUUUAAACCAGGCGGGCCAGUGUAUAUGGUCAAAGAUCCCGAUAAACAAGACGAUGGAUUCGAAAUAUACUAUCUGCGCGUUUGUUUCAACUACGCAGGCCGGAAAUGGCGUCAUGAAGUCGAGUUCAUGCUGGAAGAAGACCCAUGGCCGAUGUGUAAAAUCGUUCCUGUAAACAAUUAUUGCAGAAAACGACCAACAAUAACUGCGGUUCGAGAUGUCAGUUCGAGUCUACCUUGCCGGUAUGUGGGGGCAACAUGGCGGGAAACAAUGGCGGGACUUUUCGUCUGGUCGCUGAGAACAUAUCUUGUCUGGCUAAUCUUCGAACGUUUACAUGCCAAAGUCAAGCAUGCUUUAGAUCUUGCGACAAACCAUGUCAACAUAAAGGACAUUACUCACACCGAGUGUCCAAUGGUGUGCAAGGACAUGUUUCAAACGUAUGACUCUCUGUCAACUUUCAUUGCUAAAUGUGAAAACGAGCAAGAUCUACAGGAUUUACUUAGAAUAUUUGUUUCCCUCCAUUGUUGUGAAAACGGAAACUGUUCUCUUGUAUCAUUGAAAUCACUGAACGCGACACAGGUGCUCCCUGGGAUAUUGUAUCUUCUGGAGAAAACGAUUGCGUGCGCAUCUCCGCAGUUCCGGUACGAAAUUACGUCAACGGUAAUGCCUUGGUCUAUCAUGGGUUACUAUUGCUCCGACUUAAAAAUAAAAAGUCAUCGAAAAAUGGUGAUUUUCAUCAGUCAGUUACCUGGUAUCAACACAGAUCUUGAAGGAAGACCAUGUUCUCCGAUGUCGAACGGCGCGUUCAGUUCCGGUUACAACAGCGCAGCUGUUACUCCGAGGUCAUUUUUCGCAAGUCCUUUCAGGAAACGGUCCUAUUCCAGAAGUUCCCAGAAUUCGUCUGUGUCAAGUAUGGAUUAUCCUAUGUCCCCGUGAUAAAGGGAUUAUCUAAGCAUUUAAUACACUGUCCAAAAAAUGUGUUGUUCACUGCAAAUAUAUUUAGAUUUAUAAAGUUCUGAGUGGCAAUGCAUGCAUUUAAGUGUCGAAGGACAAGAGACGUGUAAAGAAAUACAUCGUACCUAUUUUUUUUUAUUUUUUUUUUUUAAUAUGAAAUAAAGAUACUUGUUAAUACUUUUUAUCAUUUUUUACAAGUUUUGAAAUGAUGUCGAGUUCAGUGACAUAGGGUUUUUUUUAUCAUCUUUAAACACAUUUUUUUUUUGUCAUUUUAAAACAGUUUUCUUGAAAGCGCUAAAUAGCUUAUGUAGUACAAAUGAAAAGAAUGUUGGUCGGAUCAUUAUAGC